Molecule: messenger RNA, 1241 nt
Organism: Pteropus alecto (black flying fox)
Lineage: Eukaryota; Metazoa; Chordata; Mammalia; Chiroptera; Pteropodidae
Gene: PSMA1
Product: proteasome subunit alpha 1
Exons: 10
Coding region: 148-939 (263 amino acids)
Biological process (GO): ubiquitin-dependent protein catabolic process
Cellular component (GO): proteasome core complex; proteasome core complex, alpha-subunit complex; nucleus
Source: RefSeq, a predicted model, not a curated record
UCGAUAUCUCUGAAAUAGACUGCUCUGCCCUGCGCCGCUGCCGUCAAAAUCCCGCAGACGUCUGUGUAGAGCGCCGAGAGGUAGUUUCGGCAGCGCUCCUUGAUCCGCAGCUUUGGAGGAGGCGGCAGCAAGGCCGGCGCCGGAACCAUGUUUCGCAACCAGUAUGACAAUGAUGUCACUGUUUGGAGUCCUCAGGGCAGGAUUCAUCAAAUUGAAUAUGCAAUGGAAGCUGUCAAACAAGGAUCAGCUACAGUUGGUCUGAAAUCAAAAACCCAUGCAGUGUUGGUUGCAUUGAAGAGAGCACAGUCAGAGCUCGCAGCUCAUCAAAAGAAAAUUCUCCAUGUUGACAAUCAUAUUGGUAUCUCAAUUGCGGGACUUACUGCUGAUGCUAGACUGCUAUGUAAUUUUAUGCGCCAGGAGUGUUUGGAUUCCAGAUUUGUAUUUGACAGACCUCUUCCUGUAUCUCGUCUUGUAUCUCUAAUUGGAAGCAAGACCCAGAUACCAACACAGAGAUACGGCCGGAGACCAUAUGGUGUUGGGCUGCUUAUUGCUGGUUAUGAUGAUAUGGGCCCUCAUAUUUUCCAAACCUGUCCAUCUGCUAACUAUUUCGACUGCAGAGCUAUGUCCAUUGGAGCCCGUUCUCAAUCAGCUCGUACUUAUUUGGAGAGACAUAUGUCUGAGUUUAUGGAGUGCAAUUUGAACGAACUGGUUAAGCAUGGUUUGCGUGCCUUACGAGAGACACUUCCUGCAGAACAAGAUCUAACAACAAAGAAUGUUUCCAUUGGAAUUGUUGGUAAAGACUUGGAGUUUACAAUUUAUGAUGAUGAUGAUGUGUCUCCAUUCCUGGAAGGUCUUGAAGAAAGGCCACAAAGAAAGGCACAGCCUGCUCAACCUGCUGAUGAACCUGCAGAAAAGGCUGAUGAACCAAUGGAGCAUUAAGUGAUAAACCAGUCUAUAUAUGUAUUAUCAAAUAUGUAAGAAUGCAGGAACAUGUACUGAUGACAGUAAUCUCUACUUUGAACCAAAAGAUGCAGCGGCAGAAUUGUAUGUGUUAGGAAUCAGUCCAGAUGAGAGUUUUUUCCAAGCAACUGAAACCAUAUAAUGGGAUGCAUUUUUCUUUGAGAGGGUCUAUAUAAUCAUUUGCUAGAAAGUAUAAUUAUCUGUACUAAUGUUUUUAUAUGAAGAACAUAGUGUCUUUGUGGUUUUAAAGACAACUGUGAAAUAAAAUUGUUUCACCUGCU